AUGUUGAAGAGAGGAGCUCCAGUGAGCCAGCUGCAUCACUUGUUCCAGUUACUAGAAAACCUUCAAUCUCCAAUUAUCAUUUAUAUCCGUGAUUUUGAGGCUGAAAGAGUUGCAGCUCAAAAACGAAAGAUGAUUGAUUUCGGAGGAGUGCAUGAUGUUGAUGAUGGUGAUGAUGGCUCCUCAAGUGGAAGUGACCUAGGUGGUAUGUGUUUUGAAUCUUACAUGGUGCAUAAGUUGGAGAAGUUUAAAAGAUACAAGGAGAUAGGGUUGAAGUCGGCAGCUGAAAUGCUUUCAGCUUUUCAGAAUGAUUUUGAACCUUGCAUGAAUGCCGUUUGUGCUCUCUACCGAUAUAAAAUUUCUUCUAAUAAAUUCAACACCAGCCCACUGCUUCCAAGAGAUUCAGCUGUAAUGAGUUUGAAGGCUUUGGCUGAGUACUUAACGACGGGCACCCUCAGAACAAGCCAAAAGAAAAUGUUUCAGAAGUGCAGCAAGAAGAUCGAAGUGUUCUUUUGCGAUAUGCGAAAUAAGGAAGCAGAAGCAGUCACUGUCACAUGUAACACCAUGCCAGUUUUGAUCUCUCACUGGCCUAAUUUUGAGAAGGACAUAAGCGAUCUAUGUACAAGGAAUGUGUUUUUUAAAAUUCGUCAAGAACUGGAAGAGGCAGCGAUGCUGAUUCCUAAGCUUAUUCAGGAGAUAGGUUCUUCUAAGGUUUACGAAGUGACAUUAUACUCAAACUCUUCAGCUUGCUGGAACGUUUCAUACAAUGUUGAUAAAAUUCAAUUUCGAUGUUCUUGUGUAACCUUUGAAACUGCUGGGUGGCCCUGCUCUCAUAUAUUUUCAGUGAUGAAAUCUAAACGUUUGCAGAAGUUUCCUUCACAUUGUGUACUUAACAGAUGGAUGAGAAAUGCAAAAGAAUAUGCCAAUGGUGGUAUUCAAUGUUCUAUUCCUAAAAGUCUUACUCAGGCUGCAAGAUUCGGGGUAUUAAGCGGCAAGUGCAAUCAAAUUUGUCAUUAUGCGUCAGUUUGUGACGAAGGGUAUGAGACAUUAACACCAAUAUUAGCAGACCUCACUGAGCGUAUGAGGGUGAUAUCUGAAAAGGCCAGUGCACCAGACAAUGAUAUUGGCAGCUCCCACGUUGCGAAGAAGGCUCGAUUUGGAGUUUGUGAUCCAGCACAGACAAAACAAAAGGUCGUCCAGUAA
Molecule: messenger RNA, 1200 nt
Organism: Oldenlandia corymbosa var. corymbosa
Lineage: Eukaryota; Viridiplantae; Streptophyta; Magnoliopsida; Gentianales; Rubiaceae
Source: the annotation of a GenBank genome assembly